This is a messenger RNA of Rhizopus microsporus ATCC 52813, 811 nucleotides long. RefSeq names its product PRTase-like protein. NCBI's taxonomy places the organism in Eukaryota, Fungi, Mucoromycota, Mucoromycetes, Mucorales, Rhizopodaceae. The coding region runs from base 24 to 692 and encodes 222 amino acids. The record is from RefSeq and is a predicted model, not a curated record. The transcript has 5 exons.
CGAAAAACUGUUUUUUUUAAAAAAUGGCAAACAAGUUGCAGAAUUACAAAUUACCUGAGCAAGUGAAGCUUCUUCCACAAACCUCACAACUCAAGGGGCUAAUGACUAUUAUUCGUGACAAGAAUACCCCUCGAGCUGAUUUCAUUUUCUAUGCUGAUCGUAUUAUUCGUCUUCUUGUCGAAGAAGGAUUGAACCAUUUACCUGUGGUCGACAAAGCAGUUAAAACUCCCACUGGAAAUGAAUAUAAGGGCAUUGCAUUUGAAGGACGUAUCUGUGGCGUGUCCAUCAUGCGAGCUGGUGAAGCAAUGGAACAAGGUUUGAGAGAAUGUUGUAGAAGUGUUAGAAUUGGUAAGAUCUUGAUUCAACGUGAUGAAGAAACACACCAACCAAAGUUAUACUACUCAAAACUUCCUAAGGAUAUUGCUUCUCGUUAUGUUCUCUUAUUAGAUCCAAUGCUGGCGACGGGUGGAUCAGCAAUGCAGGCAGUACAAGUGCUAUUAGAUAACAAUGUAAAGGAAGAGCGCAUCAUCUUUUUGAACUUGAUCGGUUCACCUGAAGGUAUCGAUAAUUUUAUUGCUAAAUACCCUAAGGUGAAAAUUGUCAUUGGAGAAUUGGAUGAAGGCCUUAAUCCUGAUAAAUACAUUGUCCCUGGCUGUGGUGAUUUUGGAUGCAGGUAUUUUGGUACUGAUUAAAGACAAUAAUAAACGGUGUAUUCUUUUGAAAAUGACGCCUUUUAAUUUGCUGCUUAAAGUAAUGCCCAUGUAUCACCCAAUACUUUCCUUUCUUAGCAAUGACCAACUGUGCCUAUUUU